AUGAUCACGCUCCCCUUGUACGCGUGGGUCGCCGUGUGGAACAACAACAAGAUGCUGACUGUUUUGGCCCUACUAGACUCUGGGUGCACGACGACCUUAAUCACGCAAGAAGUGGCUGAAUCUUUAGGACUGAACUGCAAGAUGGUACAAUGCCGUCUAACCACCUUCCAUGGAAAUGACCCGAAAAUACCAGUGAGUUCCUCUAGGUGCCGCGUUACACCGUGUGGAAAAGAGACACCAUCGUUCAAUAUCUCGCGCGUUUUGGUGGUGCCAAAGUUGAAAGUAGCUGACGUUUACGUGGAUUGGCCGAGACUGAAGAGGAGAUGGCCUCAUCUUCGCAAAUUAGACAUCCCUGCGAUUGAUACAAAUCGAGUAGGCUGCUUCAUCGGAACCAACGUACCAAAGGCACUUCUGCAGCUGGAAAACCGAACGUUAAGCGAGGAGGAACCCAUCGGAAUAUUGACACAAUUCGGUUGGUCUGUGAUCGGCGAGAUACCAAUCACAUGUAUGGGCGAACGGCUAGAGAAUUGUCAGGCCUUAUCGCUUCGAGAGGACAAGGCCGACGAGGCUAUCCAAGAACUGUGGACGCCAGAAUUCUUCACGUCGAGAGCUGAGCGUCAAGCGUACUCAAACGAGCAAGAAAAACGCGCCUUGAAAAUACUGGAGACAACCGUUCGAUAUCUUGGUGAUCGAUACGAAAUUGGCCUACCAUGGAAGUCGGACGACGUCUACCUCCCAAAUAAUCGUGCCAGCGCCCUCAGGAGAUUGUAUGCAACAGAGAGCCGAUUUCAACUAGAUGCCGAGCACGGUCGUCGCUACACGAAAGCCAUCGAGGCCAAUAUGAAGAAUGGAUUUGCCAGACGUUUGACGAAAACUGAACUCGAAGGUCCCAUUGGUAGGACGUGGUACGUGCCGCAUUUCCUGGUAACCCCUCAAAACAAGCCAGACAAGCCACGACUAGUGUUUGAUGCAGCCAGCCGACACAACGGCGUAAGCCUUAACGACGCCUUGAUAAAUGGACCGUCGUUGUUAACCGACCUUCAUGACCUACUAGUGAUCUUCCGCGAACGACCCUGUGCUGUCUCAAUGGAUAUAGAAAAAAUGUUCCUUCAGGUGCGUGUUAAGGAGGAGGAUCAAUCCGCAUUCCGCUUUCUGUGGUGCAGCCCAGGUAGUGGCGGCCCGCCAAUGGAGUUCCAGAUGAUGGUUGAGAUAUUUGGUGCUUCCUCGUCCCCUACGUCGUGUGCGUUUGUUUUACGACAAACAGGAAAAGACAAUCCCGCUUACGGUGACGUUUCAGAAAAGAUCAUUACCAAUUUUUACGUCGACAAUUAUCUUGACUCGUUUGACAACGUCGCAACCGCAGAAAGAACUUGUCAUCGCUUGACGGAGCUGCUAAAAAAAGGAGGCUUCAGACUGACACAUGUCAUGACCUCAUCGAUGGAGCUUUGGUCAUCUUUUCCCCCCGAAGAGCGAGCUGGCCCAGAGUUGAAUGCCGACCUGGACGGACUACCGAUGGAGAGGACGCUAGGGCUUUUGUGGCGAGGCGAAUCUGACACCUUUUCGUUUACACUAAACGUCGGGCAGGAAGCAACCAGUAAACAACAAAUCGCCAGCGCCGUCGCGAGUAUCUUCGAUCCACUGGGGAUUUUGGCUUGUGUGACCAUCGUAUCAAAAAUAAUCUUGCAAGACGUUUGGCGGCUGGGGAAAGACGGGCGGCCUGGUAAAGAAGCGGAUUGGGACGAUGACCUACCGGAAUGCAUUAGAGAAAGAUGGCGCGCAUUUACGAGAACUUUAAAAAAUUUAGAAGAACUGCGGGUGGUGCGCUGUUUGCGACCAGCCGACUUCCGACCGGAAGAAACUAGAUUCGAGUUGCACGCCUUCACAGACGCGUCGGAGCGUGCAUACGCAGCGGUGGUUUAUCUCAGGUCAGUUUGUGGAAAGCGAAUUCACGUGAGCCACGUAACGGCGAGAUCAAAGGUUGCUCCACUAAAGCAGCAGUCAAUUCCUCGCCUCGAACUUCUCGGCGCCGUUCUUGGUUAUAGGCUGGCCCAACACGUCAAGAAGACUUUAAGGAUUGAAAUAGCGGCUACGACGUGGUGGACCGACUCCACCACAGUUCUUCACUGGCUAAGAAGCGAAGCCACUUUUUACCACGCCUUCGUAGCGAGCAGAAAAGAAGCUAUCUUAGACGACAAUGGCGCCAUGUACCCGGACGGAAAAAUCCAGCAGACGAUGGGACCAGGGGGGUCCAAGGCGACCGCCUAA
Messenger RNA from Daphnia magna, 2265 nucleotides. RefSeq lists its product as uncharacterized. Bases 1 to 2265 code for a protein of 754 amino acids. The record is from RefSeq and is a predicted model, not a curated record. The transcript has a single exon. NCBI's taxonomy places the organism in Eukaryota, Metazoa, Arthropoda, Branchiopoda, Diplostraca, Daphniidae.